CCAGGGAUUAGUUGAGCCUCAUCAUCCGCGGGAAAGGAGCCAACGGAAAAGGUCUUCAUAAGGGCCGCUGAACAGAUUGCCGGGCGACCAUCGGAAUCGUACGCCUAACCAACCAGUCCAAACACUCAUAAUUUCGCACAAAACAUGGCUACCACAUGCUUGUCCUACCACCCUACGGAAUUAGACGCUGUCCGCUUUUGGGCAAAGCAGCAUGGCAAGAAAGCCACUGAGACUGAUCUCCCUACAGGUUAUCCGAGAGAGCUGCAUUCUCCGCUGGCGUGGACGCGCGCCGAAGUCGAAAAAAAGAAAUCUGAAUGGGUGCUAGAGCUCAGCAAAGAGGAUGUCAAAGAAAUCGAUGCUGCUCUUGCGAUGUUUGAAGCUCAUUCGGAUGAACUGUCCGAUAUCUCAAUUGAUACCUUCUCGCUGCCUAGCUCGCUCUCUCAGCGCCUCAAACAAGUUUCGACUCAGUGCUACACGGGCAUAGGCUUCAAGAUCGUGCGAGGAAUCGAUCCAUCCAAAUACACGCCCAAGCAAAACGCUGCCGUCUAUGCAGGUCUCGCGGCUCAUGUCGCUCCUCAAAGGGGUUUCGUGGAUCGCAGCUAUGAAGGUGUGCUUGCCCAUAUUGUGAAUGUAGCCGGAGAGAAUCCCGAAGCAGAGAGCAAGGCACCUGGGUUUACGAACACGCAUCUGUCUUUCCACUCGGACAACUGCGAAAUCAUGGGCCUUUACUGCCUCGAUACGGCGUCGGAGGGAGGAAGAACACUAGUUUCAAGCUCGUGGCAGCUGUAUAACCAGUUGGCCGCGAAGAGACCAGACGUGCUGAAAACUCUAGCGGAGACUUGGGUCCUGGAUACCUUCAAAGACUACCAAAAGUCACCACCUCUUUCCGUCCCCUUCCUGGACCGCGUUAGCGGAGAAAGUGUGCUCUUGCGAUUUUCGCGCUACCCUAUCACAGGUUGGCAGCGCAAACGGAAUCCAGCUCUACCCGCGCCCACGCAGGCUCAACUAGAGGCCAUAGACGCAGUUCAGUUUACCGCGGCCGCGAACUCGGUCCCUCUGCCCAUGGGAAAAGGCGAUAUCGUCUUCGUUAAUGAUAUGGCAAUGCUACAUGCGCGAGAAGCAUUCAGUGAAGGGGGCGAAUACAUGAAGCGCCAUUUGCUCAAGAUGUUCUUCCGUGAUCCCGAGCAGAAUUGGCAGGUCCCAGUGUCGGCCGUGGCCGGCUGGAAGAAGAUGUAUGGUCCGAAUCGUGCAGAUGGAAGUAGGCACGAGACCUGGUGCACAAGGUACGAGGCCGGGAUGGAGGAGGAAGCUCCGACUAAUGGCUAAUUGGGGAGGCGAUCUUGAAUAACCGGAUUGAACUGAAUUGCUCACUUAACGAUUGUCUAUUUGUAGUUUCCCUAUGCCUUAUGUUUCAUAAACUCGUCAAAUUUUUGAACGUACACAUGCAAUGCCAUCAUAUU
Messenger RNA from Mytilinidion resinicola, 1460 nucleotides. Its product is annotated as Clavaminate synthase-like protein. Lineage: Eukaryota; Fungi; Ascomycota; Dothideomycetes; Mytilinidiales; Mytilinidiaceae. Bases 145 to 1326 code for a protein of 393 amino acids. Gene Ontology annotation, molecular function: oxidoreductase activity. The record is from RefSeq and is a predicted model, not a curated record. The transcript has 5 exons.